AUGAUCGUGUGCAACAAGUCGCAAGGUGAAGGAUGGGGAACAUAGCGAGGGGAGUCAGAGGGAAUGAUUGUAUAAUGGCAGGGGUAGGAUCUACAAGCUGGACCAAUCAUAAUCCUAUAUCACGAGCUAGCGAAGAAUAUUUGAGAACUUACUAGUGGUAAAAACAUUUCUUGUGUUAAUUCUUGUCCGUCGAUAUCGCAAAGAAGAUUCGGGAUUCAGAUUUAGGUGAGGACAUCUUCUGGAUGAACUAUAGAGAAGCGGGCGUACAAAGAUGGCGUCGGCUCGUGAAAACCAGAUACGCAUCAUGCUUUGGGCACCUCCACGAUCACUGUCUACAGCCUUUGAACGAUGUAUAAGCUGCCUUAAUAGUGACACCAUGAAGGUGGAUGUUAACCAUGAAUUAUAUACAGCUGCAUGUCAUCUAGGUCCAAAUAGACAGAUCAAGAUUCCUAGACUGUUUGAACCUGUGGUCUAUGAGCCAAAACUGUCCUACAAGAAAGUCAAGAAACGCCUCGAGGCAGAGAAGGCCGGUAAGGAUUUGGUGUUUUGUAAAGAACUAGCUUACACGGUUGCUGGGAAGUUUGACAUGAUCGCUGAUGGCUACACACAUACCUUCUUGAUCCGACAUCCUGCAAAGGUGUUCCUGUCUUUUCAAACAUUCCUGGAAAAGUUUCCAAACAAACUCUUGAAGCUGGACCUAAGAAAUGAUAUCCUACCAGAAGGUCUGGUAUACAAAGAGAUGUAUGAUUUGAUGGAGUAUACUACUCAUAAACUAGGUCAGAAACCCAUUGUUAUAGACGCAGAUGACUUAGUGGAGAACCCAGAGGAGAUGUUGAAGAUGUACUGUAAUGCUACCGGUGUGCCAUAUCAAGAACCUAUGACCGCAUGGAGAAAGGUUAAGUACGACCUUAAGGAGUGGAGCUACUCUAAGAGACUCAUGUUUGUUAAUAAAGUCAUGGGACAGUAUGAUCGUGCCUUUAGUACCUCUGAGCUUGUUAAAUCCUCAAAGUCUGAUAUCGAUAUCAACUGUUUGCCUAAGAAGAUCAGGGAUCUGGUAGAUAUCGCCUUGCCGUACUACGAGCAGAUGUACGAAUGCCGGCUCCGACUAGACCAAACCGUACACACGUCAUCGACAUCCAGUACAGACUCGUCAUCGAUGUCGACAAGCUUUUCAUUAUCACAGGAAUCAUUACAUUGUGCAUCAGCCCAGAGCAUAGGUGGAAUUACCCGCGAACCUGGGAAGUCAUAAGUGCUGGGCGAAAAACAUUUUCAGGAAGUGAAAUGAGAAUGUCUAUGCGGCAUCAAUCAGCUAUUCAAAAUUCCUUGAUGUCGUUAAUAAUGGAGAUUUGAUUAUUUAAUUGCCUUACCUCAGCGUCGUUUCGAGUUAACGAUACUAUUUCAGAUUACACUGCAAGUUUGUUUAGAUGGUCAGUACGUCACUUUUUUGUUGAAAGAAUACUGUUCUCAGAGGAACGCGGUAGAUAUGACGCAGAAAAGGGACAAGUCAUCGCAAACCUUGUAGAAAAACCAUAUAUUUAGGAAGAAUCACAGGACCAAUUAACUAAUUCGGCCUCGGAUCCGUAACACUUUCACGUCUUGGUCCUUUAUUGUUUUCAAUUAUGUUAUAAAAUAAAUAAUUAUUUCAUAUCAUCGUUUAAUAGAUGGAUGCCCUGUUGAUCAGGGGAUCCAGUAUUUUGUGACGUAUUUAUAUUUUGUGAGCAUCUGAUCGUCUGUGAUUAUCUGGACUCUAUUUGGAUUUUUCACAGUACGAAAUGACGAUGAUAUCAGAUUGGUGAUUUACAAUUCAUGACGAGAGCGGUUUGCCAGAGAGCACAGAACCAAUGCAAAUUUUGUUAGGAAUGACGUCAUGAAAAACCGAGAAGAUGGUGUGCGUUAUCAUUUGCACAUGCGCAGAAGGAAUAUUCGAGUGAAUUUACAACUGUUUUUCGCUCUGUCGUCCUCCGAUUUAAAGUCAUACAUCUAGUUUUAUUUUCUUUGAAUUGGCACUUUGCACCCUCAUACGUUUACCUAAAGCAGGCUUCUCAAAUGAUUCCCAAAAUAUUUUUUGAUUAUUUUCCAGAGAUGAUUUCUUUUGAAAAAAAGGGAUGAUUUGGAAUAAAAGAGCCCUUGUUGACGACUGCUCGUCCUUUUUGCUUGAAUUUGCCUGAUUUUCUUGAAUCCUAAUUUUCUAUGAAAUUACAAUUAUUUUGUAAUCCAUGUAAAUCACAUUGAUUAAUGCGUUAUACAAAGGUAUUUUAAUUUGACAAUCCGUUGACCAUACGGUCAUCAUUUAGUUUUUUAAGAAAAAAAAUUGACGCUUUAUAAUGAUGUUUUUUCAUAUUGGCAUAAAAUAAUGUCUAUGGUUUGAUUGAAAUACAACAUCUUCAGAAAAUUAACUAAGACCCAUAUUUUACAUUGAUCAUACUUGUCAAGUAGGUCUCUGGUAUUUCUCACUUACGAAAAAAAAAUAUGACAGAGAGAAUUUGCCCUUAAAAUUUGUGCAUGAAUGGUCAAUUCUUAAGUAAUACAAAGUUCAAAUUGAUUUGAGCCAAGGACUGGCUUUACAAAGUAAUAAUAUUUAAAAUAUUCAAUGAUGGAGUUGGCGUUUUAGUGUUAUAUCCGGUCAAUGCACAACACUUGCUCUACAGUGCGUAUCAAAAAAAGUUUGCACUUAGAAAAAAUCCUGUAAAGUUAUACAUUUGUAAUAUCCUGAAGAUCUUUCCACAUUUUUACAUUGGUACAGAUCCAUUUAAGCAAAUGACGAUAAAACUGUCGAAAAAUAUUUCCGCUUGAGUGAGCACCACUAACUUUUGAAAAGUUGGUGAAAAAUGAUUUACGCAGAACUUUGAAAUAGUUAUGCGAAUAAAAUUAGACCUUAAUCAUGAAGAACACGUUGAAUUUAGCUAGUAAAAUUGAUUUGAAGAUAUAUAUAACCUUUUUCAACUUGUUUCCUUGCCCAAAACACUUUGAAGAGUGCAUUGCGCCCUCCCCACUCCCCCACACACCGAGGAAAUCAUGACGAUAUUUGCUUUACACUGAGCUGUGAUUUUCAUGAAAUGGCUUAGGCUUGAUUUUCAUUUUGUUAAUCAUUGUCAAGCUUGGAAAAGUGUGGAGAAACAAGUAUUAAAUGAAAAAUGAAAUGUAAACCCACUUUUAAUCAUAAGAACUUAGUGAAAAAUGCUGGAGAUGUCUGAUAUAAACUUUUGUUCAGAUUUAGUUAUGUCCUCAGAUCCAGUUGGCACAAAAGGGUAAAGGUUUUGCUUACUUUGUGUUGAAAUUUCAAUUUGGGUGGCAAAAUUGUUACAAAAUGCUUGAAUGUAUCCGUUUUAUUUCAAUUGACUAAAAGUGCAAGGGAAAUGUAUGAGAAAUGUUUCGCAGGGUAAGUUUGAUUUCACCCUUUCCCCUUGACACAGCAUGAAAACGAGCAUUUCUGCGCAAACAGAUUUCUGCGAGCUUUACAAAAAUGGACAGUGCUCACUCAAGUGUAACAUUCUGUCAAAACUUUUACUUUCAUUGGAUAGAUGAGACCCAAACCCAAGAUUAUAUGUGAAAAAAUUACCCACAUGUUGUAUAUUUUUUAAUUCCCAGGGCUUUUUCAAAGUGUAAACUUUUUUGAUACGCACUGUACAGUGCGUCCCAGAAAAAACGAAACCGAGAUUAAGCGAUGAUUUAUCAUAAUUUAAUCACAAAUACAAUAGACAAAUGACCUACCAUUGUAAAGCUUAGAAUCUCCUCUUUCAUCUGAUAUUACUUAGAUUAUUUCUCAUUCACGCAUGAGUGAGCAAAAACAAUUUGAAGAGGGGAUACCAAAAAGUCUUUUGGCGGGCUGUAUCUGGGAUUAAAAAAGAAAACCACAUUUUAAGAAAGUUCAAUAACUGCUCUUUAAUUUAAUACCUCAUUUACAGAAAAUGGUCAAGAAAUAACAAAGUUCUGGUUAUUUGAUAUAAGGCUUGAAUUUCAAUAAUUUCAUAAAAUUAAGAGGUUCUACCGGCUAGCGUUCAAACUCACUUGACACUCCGUUUUGUUGACGAUCAGCCAUGCAUUAAGUCUUUUGUUAACCAUGCAAUAGCUUCUGUGGGAAACCGGUGAAAACACGUUUAUUUAAUGAAAUUAUGGAAAUACAAGCAUUGUUUCGAGGGAACAUAACUUUUUUACUUCUUGACCAUUUUUUGUGAUUAAGGUAUCAAAUAAAAGAGCAGAUAUUGAACUUUUUAGGCAUGUAAUUUUCUUUUUUUUUAAUUCAGAUACCCCCCGCCAAAUGAGUUUUUGGUAUCCUUUCUUCAAAUUGUUUUUGCUCACUCAUGCAUGAAUGGGGAAUAAUCUAAGUAAUAUCAGAUGAAAGAGGAGAUUCUAAGCUUUGCAUUGGUAGGUCAUUUGUCUAUUGUAUUUGUGAUUAAGUUAUGAUAAAUCAUCGCUAAAUCUCGGUUUCGUUUUUUCUGGGACGCACUGUAUAUAACGAGUUAUAAUUGGAGGGGGUGGCCUGUUCAGAGAGUUCAUUAGACCCAAGUUUGAGAAAACGGGUCAGUAGUAAAUUUGACUUGAAAAGCUAGUGGUAAUGCCCAUUCAACUACGUCAUCUUAUACGAGUUCUGUUUGCAAACGCAUGGAUAGUAAAAAAGGCCGAGAUCAUCAAACGGUUUUAGUGGGGGUUUGUUCCCAUGGAAAAAUAAGAGGUUUCAUUCGUAUAGAGGCUUUACAGUGUAAACAUAUUCUUUCUUGAAAAUAAGAGACCUUUAAAAUCAUUUUCACCUUAACGUAAACUUGUAUAAAAGGUCCGCUUUAGACACCCAUCCCAUGCCCCUAUAUUACACAUCGCACGCAUCAUGUCAAUACGACACAACAAUAAUAAAUGUCAUCGUUAAUUGACCAUUCUUUAGAAGUUAUUUAGUAUUCAUUUUUAUUUCAGAUAUAAUAUACACUGUGACGGUAUACCUGCCACAGUAAUUAUCCCUUUGGUCAAGUUAUUCAACAACAACAACAAAAAAGAAUUAAAACGGAGAUUUAAAAAAAUAUUUGAAGAUGGAAGAAAGGAGGUACGUAAAAGCAUGUUAUUUUUUUUGAAACUGAGAUAACAUUCGGGUCAUCUUGACUCCUCUCUCAAAAUGAUAUAGGCCUUCAUCAUUUAUAGACUUCGGUGCAUGAUCUGCAAAUUCUGCUUUAUUUCUGUGUCAUUAGGUACAUUGUAUACUGGUUCAGUAUGUCAACUUGCUCAGAAUAGGCCCAUAACAUUUUAUUUGCAGUCCACAACACCCGGUAAACACAAAGUUCACGAACUCUUGUAUGUCACAGAGAGAUUUUUGUUAAACAUUAACUUUUGGUAUGGCAGCAGGAAAGAAAAAUAACCUCCGCCGUUAUUUACCUGCCAAACAGUACUUUAGAAACGUUGUGUGAUUAACAAAAACCGUUGUUAAGUGGAUUGAUGUGAUAGCUUGAUCCUGAUGUGAAAAUGAAUACUUCGAUUGACUGACCAGUGUGGUCUAUCCGCCACAUGCAAAAUGACAUUGACAUUUUUUCUGUGAUUCACUAUCUCAACUGAAGUCAUUUCAAAGUCAUGCACUCUUUUUGGAAAUACACUCUCUUAAAAAACUUAUCUUUUUUCCUUGAUUCUUUUUUAUUUCUUUGUUAAUUUUAUUUUUAUUUUUCAUUUAAUUUUAAACUUUUUUUUUUACUUUCCCCAUUAUGUAGAGGGAAGGAAAAGCCCACAAUCGCGUAUCCACAAUUAUCAUCCAAGAAGUAAUGAAGUUUUCUGCAUAAAGAAUAAAAUGUCAAAAUAAUUUUAUAGGAUCCCUCUCCUAAUUUCCUUUUCUUUCAGUCUGGUCCUUGUUGAUUUUAUUCGUUAUUGAAAUAAACAGAAACAAUUCUACCCCCCCCCCCUUCCUUCGACACUGCCAAUGCUGAUGAUGUGGAAACAUUAAGAUGAAAUAAAUGGGAAAAAAUGAACAAUCAUAAUAACAAUAAGUAAUAUCCCGCCGCAACUUCCUACGAUGAACUCCCCCAAUAGCAUGUCAAAACAGAUUUAAUAAAACUACCUGCUUCUCCAAAUUCCAGUUACACCUACAUGGCAUACUUGGUAUCAGCUUCUUUAAGUUGACCCUUUCUUGAGUGCAGGCAGUACGAUUACAUGGUAUUUAUAGCUAUCAAUAUUCUUAAUUGCAUUAAUAUCUUUUUUCAUUAAUGUUAUUGCAUAACUGACACCCUAUGACGUCAUAUUUACUUGAUAUGAGGAAAUAUAGCACUGACGGGAAAAGGUUGUACACUCUAAGAAAAUUAAGUGCUAAAUUAGCGUGUUAGGUGUUAUAUUGAGCACCAAGGUGCUAUUAUUAACGCAGGAAGUCAUGGAAACAGCACCCGAAAUGCAAUGGGCAUUAACACUUUACUUUGUAGCGUGCACCCUUUUUGCGCUGAUGUUGCAAUCUUGUACAUUCGUACAAUUCAACAGUCUUAAUUCUCCCCUACCUUCAAAGUAGAUAAGCUAAUACAAGACAAUAGCAUCUAUUUAAUAAUGACAUAUACCAAUAGUGCAAAAUGGAAAUCUUGAAUUAAAGAAAAUAACAUGGAAACAAUUGUAAUUAUUAUUUCCCAAAAUAAAUUCAGCGUGCAAAGAGUUGUUUGUUAUUGAUUGCCAUUCAUUCCUCCCAUCUGAACAGUAUGCUGUAUGUUUGUAUCAAAUAUCAUAUAAAUGAAAUCUUAUAAGAAGCCUAUAAGUUGGCAUUAUUUCGACAAUUUUAUUUAUGCCUAUUGUUUGAUAAUCAUUUUUUAUUUCUUUCAUAUGUUUCCUUUCAAUCAGAAAAUACUUAUUAAACAACACAAUACGCACUACA
Molecule: messenger RNA, 6820 nt
Organism: Lytechinus pictus (painted urchin)
Lineage: Eukaryota; Metazoa; Echinodermata; Echinoidea; Temnopleuroida; Toxopneustidae
Exons: 2
Coding region: 272-1249 (325 amino acids)
Source: RefSeq, a predicted model, not a curated record